Oncorhynchus mykiss (rainbow trout) is the source of this 2144-nucleotide messenger RNA. Its product is annotated as ras-related protein Rab-38. Gene Ontology annotation, cellular component: lysosome; trans-Golgi network; late endosome. Gene Ontology annotation, biological process: phagosome-lysosome fusion; endosome to lysosome transport. Gene Ontology annotation, molecular function: GTP binding; GTPase activity. The record is from RefSeq and is a predicted model, not a curated record. Lineage: Eukaryota; Metazoa; Chordata; Actinopteri; Salmoniformes; Salmonidae.
GUGUGUUUGUGUGUGUGUGUGUGUGUGUAUGCUUGCGAGAAGAGCAGAGCAGAGCAGAGCAGAGCGGAGAGGAGAGAAGAAAGGGAACUGCUAUUUAAAACUAAAUUUAGAACCAAACACACUGUUUCCUUCUAAACAUAUGAUUAAACUACAGGGGAACAGUACCUCAAACUGGCCAACCAACUAACGACUUCCCCUCUCUCCAACCGUCGGGAUGCAGAACCCCGGGAAGGAACACCUGUACAAGGUGUUGGUGAUCGGGGACUUGGGUGUGGGGAAGACCUCUAUCAUUAAGCGGUAUGUCCAUCAGACUUACUCCACCAACUACCGAGCCACCAUCGGCGUGGAUUUCGCCUUGAAGGUCCUGAACUGGGACUCUGAGACGGUCCGGCUACAACUUUGGGACAUCGCCGGUAGGAUAGACUGCUCCUUAUCUAACCUACUAAGUCAGGAGCGGUUUGGGAACAUGACCCGUGUGUACUACCGAGAGGCCAUGGGGGCGUUCAUCGUGUUUGACGUGACACGGCCCACUACCUUCGAAGCCAUCACCAAGUGGAAGGAGGACCUGGACUCUAAACUCAUGUUGACCAACAGAGAGAGCAUUGCCACGGUCCUACUGGCUAAUAAAUGUGAUCAGGGGCGGGAGGUUCUGACCAAUAACGGCGUGAAGAUGGACCAGUUCUGUAAAGACAACGGCUUUGUGGGCUGGUUCGAGACCUCAGCCAAGGAAAACACCAACAUCAGCGAGGCAGCGAACUUCCUGGUGAAACACAUCAUGGCUACAGAGAAUGAUUUCCUCAAGUCAGUGGUCCCAGACACCAUCUCUCCAAAACUAAAUGACUCACAACCUGUGACCUGCUCUGCCUGCUACAAACCAUAGAGGGAGGAGAGGAGGAGAGGACUGGGGAUGAUGUGAAGGGAGGAGAAGAUAGGAAGAGAAAACUGGUUCAAACUAUAGAGGAAGGAGAGGAGGAGAGGGUGAAGAGAGGAGAGGAGACAGACCCUGGAGAAGAGGAAGAGGGAGUGGAACGGGGCUAUGUUGGUCCUCUGUUGUUGAAUUUGUAGAGCAUGUUGCGUGUAACACCAGGGUAGUGGGUUCAAUUCCAGGGACCACUCAUACGUAAAAUGUAUGCACGCAUGACUGUGAGUCGCUUUGGAUAAAAGUGUCUGCUAAAUGUAAUAUAUUAUUAUUAUUAUAUUGGGGAGCAGAGAGUGGAGAGAUGAUUGAAUGUCACUGCAAGUUCCCUCCAUAUCCACCUCUUCAGAAGACAGAGGCACUGAUUUCAAAACAUCCUCUUCUCCUCGAUCCUUGGCCCUCCAUUUACACAUUCAUGCGCAACUUCAUGUUUCAAAGCUGAGGGAGUGAAAAUUUGACUCUUACAUAGCCACUUCAGCCUGGCCAGCAAGGCUGCAAGCUUCAGAGCGAAGUGAUUUCCCAACACGCACUGCGAUAUGUUUGGAGUUUGCACAAUUUUAUACAAAAUAAUGGGGAGGCGUGCCUAAUUAUAUGUCAUGAAAGUUUGUUUAUGUCUGAUUUGUAAUAUUUUUAUAAUAUAAUAUAUAAUAAUAUAUAUUAUAUAACCUAUAAUAUUAUUAUAUUAUUAUAGUAUUUGUAAUAUUAUUAAUAAUAAUAAUAAAUAAUAAUUUGGAGACUUGACACAUGUAACAGAUGAAAUACCUCCCAAAUUAAAUGUUUACUGAGGUUAUACAUGUGCAUUCAGAGAGUAUUCAGACCCCUUCCCUUUUUCCACAUUUUGUUACGUUACAGCCUUAUUCUAAAAUGGAUCAAAUUACAUGUUUUCAUUAUCAAUCUCCACACAAUACCUUAUAAAUGACAAAACAGGUUGUUAGACAUUUUUGCAAAUGUUUUCAAAAUAAAAACCUUAUUUGCAUAAGUAUUCACACCCUUUGCUAUGAGACUCAAAAUGUUGCUCGGGUGUUGUUUCCAUUGAUCAUCCUUAAGAAACAUCCUUGAGAUGUUUCUACAACUUGCUUGGAGUCCACCCGUGGUAACUUAAAUUAUUGGACAUGAUUUGGAAAGGCACACACCUGUCUAUAUAAGGUCCCACAGUUGACAGUGAAUGUCAGAGCGAAAACCAAUCCAAGAAGUCGAAGGAAUUAUCCGUAGAGCUCUGAUACAGGAU